Messenger RNA from Acanthopagrus latus (yellowfin seabream), 5133 nucleotides. RefSeq names its product transferrin receptor 1a (gene tfr1a). Gene Ontology annotation, biological process: iron ion transport; intracellular iron ion homeostasis. The transcript has 17 exons. NCBI's taxonomy places the organism in Eukaryota, Metazoa, Chordata, Actinopteri, Spariformes, Sparidae. Gene Ontology annotation, cellular component: external side of plasma membrane. Bases 205 to 2520 code for a protein of 771 amino acids. The record is from RefSeq and is a predicted model, not a curated record.
GGAAGUGACGUUGAGCUAUGUCGUCUACACUGACUCGUAGCCAAUCCGAUAGAUAUAACUGGAAGCAGCAUGGUCAAGGGCACCGGCUGAACGAGAGCAGAUAACAAGGAAACAGCAGGGAGAAGAACCUCGUGUCAAGGGCUGUCACUGAAGAAGUGAGUCGGUUUGAGCUGUGUUGAAGAAAAAGACUCCUGUGAGGCAGCAAUGGACCAAGCAAGGUCAACGAUAUCCAAAAUUUUUAAUGGGGAGCCACACUCCUACACUCGUUUCAACCUGACCCAGAACAUGGAAGGUGAUAACAGCCAGGUGGAGAUGAAGCUGUCCUCCGACAUGGAUGAGGAGGUCGGGGGAAAUGGCGUGGGUGAUCACCUCAAUCACAACUCCAACCGUAAACCCUACGUGGCUCAGAAGCUCGGACGCACCCCCAAGAACCUCUGCUUCAUGGCAGCUGCAACCCUCCUGAUCUUCAUCAUUGGGUACUUGAUUGGCUUCCUGGUUCAUCGCAAGGAGGAAGUGGCUCCAACAUGUGCAACCUCCGUGACUGCUUUUCAAGAACCUCCUGUCCACGAGACAGGCGCUGCCCCCCUCAUGGACUGGGACGAUGUGAGGAAGCUCUUCGCUGAUAAAAUCUCUCCAUCCAAAUUCGAAUCUGUGUUCAGUGAGUUUACCAGUGCCGACCAUCAAGCUGGUUCACUGGGUGAUAAAGCUCUGGCUAACAAAGUGAUCACCAAGUUUAAAGCGUACGGCAUGGACACCUGGAGCGAUGAGCACUUUGUGAAGGUUCAGGACCCCCCGGCUUCUGGCUACAACAAAUUCGUUUUUAAGGGGACUGAGCAGCGUCCUACAGGAUUCCUGUCCUACAGUGCAACUGGAAAAGUGAACGGUACUGUCUUGUAUGCGUACUACGGGCAGGAAAGUGACUUGAGAGUGCUGCGGGACAAGAAUAUCAACCUGACUGGCAGGAUCCUGCUGGUCAGAGCUGGUAAAAUCAGCUUUGCUGAGAAGGUAGCCAAUGCUGCCAAAAUGAAUGCUGCUGCUGUGUUGAUCUACCCAGACCCCUCCGAUUACGCUAUUGGAGACACCACUCAGCUUUUUGGACAUGUGCACAUGGGUUCAGGGGAUCCCUACACCCCAGGCUUCCCCUCCUUCAACCACACCCAGUUUCCACCUGUCAAGUCUUCAGGCCUGCCAGAAAUCUUGGCUCAGACCAUCACAGCAGCCAUGGGUACCAGCAUUCUGAGGCAGCUCGGGGGUCAGAAUGUCCCGGAAACGUGGAGAGGAAUGAACAGACUGGGAGACGAGAGCGAUCUCAUAACUUUGGAAGUUAACAACGUUCUCGUUGAGAAGGAGAUACAUAAUGUCUUCGGGGUCAUUAAAGGCUUUGUGGAUGCAGAUCGGUAUGUGGUUAUCGGUGCCCAGAGGGAUGCUUGGGGUCCAGGUUUUGCUUCGUCCACCGUCGGCACCAGCGUCCUUGUUGAGCUGGCCCGGUCCAUCUCUGACAUGAUGAAGAACGAUGGAUUCAAACCAAGGAGAAGCAUUGUGUUUGCCAGCUGGAGUGCUGGAGAAUAUGGGAGUGUUGGCGCCACCGAGUGGCUGGAGGGUUAUCUUACUUCUCUGAACAUGAAGGCCUUCUCCUACAUCAACCUGGAUGGAGUUGUUGGAGGUCGAAAUGGAUUUAAAGUCGCAGCCAGUCCGUUGAUGCAUAGCCUGAUUGAGAGCGCUCUGAAGAAGGUGAGCACCCUCAACAAGGCCGUGUCUCUCUCUGCUCAGUUUGGAAGGGACAACUGGGAAUCAAAUGUGUAUGAAGAUCUGAAGAUGGAUAACGCUGCAUAUCCUUUCCUCGCCUUCUCUGGCAUCCCCUCAGUCUCGUUCAGGUUCACCCCUGGUAAUUCGGAGUACCCGUUCUUUGGCACAAUGCUGGACACGCGGGAGAAGCUGAACUCACUCACAUCCAAUGAUGUUGCGCGGCUGGCUGAAAUAGCAUCCCAGUUCGCAGGUCACAUAGCACUGAGGCUGGUCCACGAUCACGUGCUGGGGAUGAACCUGACGAGGUACAACGACAUGAUCCGUACUCAAGUGUUCCAGAUCCACAAGAGAGUGAAGGACGUGAGGAUGAUGCAGCCCCAGCUGCUUCCCAAGGACCUGACGAUGCAGUGGUUUUUCUCGGCCUCUGGCACGUACAGCCGCGCUGCUCGCCAACUGGCGGAAGACGUUACAAACAGCAACCUGGAUGACAUCGAGAUGUGCCGCAUCAUUAAUGACCGCAUCAUGGCGGUGGAAAGGAACUUCCUGUCUCCCUACGUGUCCCCCAGAGAGAGUCCUUUCCGUCACAUCCUGCUGGGUUCGGGGCCUCACACUCUCAAGGCUCUGUCCAGCCACCUCGACGCCCUCAAGGCCGACAGCCCCGGGGCAGACACCGACCUGUUCCGCAACCAGUUCGCCCUGGCCACCUGGACCGUUCAGGGCUGCGCCAACUCACUAGCAGGAGACAUCUGGUCUUUGGCUUUUCUGGAAACUUAAUAGUAACAUCCGUCCCGCCUCCUUUGUUCAUGGUUUGGCCCAUCUUAUCACAACCGGCAGUAUGAAAACCAGUUGGCUGUGGUGAUUAACCAGCAGUCAGUUUCUUUUUGUUUUAUGUUUUUUUUUUUUUUCUUAAUUGAGGGAAUGAUGAAAAUGGAGCUGUUUCUAAACAAAUACCAACACCAGUCAUCACCUCUGAUCCAUCACUGUCAACAGUAAUAUGUCCCCUCAUGUUUUUCUCCCUGAAGCCAAAAAUUCACCAGAAAAUGUACUUAAACCUUCCGCCUUAACAAAAAGAAAGUUGAAAAAGUCAUAUUCUUCUAUUCCCACUUGAAAAGAGAAUUUAUUGAACAGUUCUAACACGUGGUACAAGAAUACCACAUCUUGAAUACCUUGGUGCUAGUAACGACUACCUUCAAACAGCCAUGUUAUGUGGCAGCACUACUUAGAGUUGAAUGUAGUGAAAGUGAUGUUUUUUCAGCACAGUAUCAGGUCAUUAUCACAGGGAAUGCUGUGUCCGCCAGCUCAGAGAUUAACACAACACAAGAGGCCAGUAUUAGGAAUUAAGCUGACGACUUUGCUAUCGUUCAUCAAAAUUAUUACAAAUUGGAGCUGCUGGUGUUUCCGCUGCUGCUGGAGCCUCAUGUUCAAACCUGAGCUGUUUAUGUUGGUAGCUAUAAUUUCGUAUUGUGCUGAAAUCAGCUGCUCAACUCAUCGUCAGAGAUUCAGGAGUUGCCGAAAAAGGACAGAAGAAUAUUUUGUACAAUAACACAGCGGGUGUGUUGCACAGGACACACCUCGGAUGAUCAGCUGUCGUUACUUGGCACCAUUUAUCUUUCAAAAAAGGUCCUAAUUACACGCAACAAAAAUACAAACAAAACUGAAGUAGUUAAUGAUCUGACUCGUCCACUUCCUGACAUGUGAGCGAAUCUCUGUGGGCCUUUCAAAAACCGAGGGAGAAUGUCUCCAACCAUGUGGCACUGAAAAACAAACCGUACGUCUAUUUAUUGUGUUAUUUAUUUAUCAGUGGCAGGGUUCACUAUAAAUAGUUUUUUUAUUGCCUUUUAUAAAAAAAAAAAAGUAUAAUUAUCGGGAGCAGUGCCUUCCAUAAUUAUGACAGUUAUACUGUCGAAUUGACAAAAGCAGCAUCUGCUUAAAGAAGUGUACAUGGACCGAUGGCCGGUGCUGAACACAGAACUCAUCAGCCGAACCACACAACUCUGAAGUCAUUCUUUUUCUACUUAACUGACACUGGAUUGGUCUUUGAGUGAAGACCAUUACACAUAUCACACCCUGGAUAAUGUUCCCAGAACACCUGUGUCGGCAGCGGUCCCUUGGUCCAUGCACACGUCUCGUCCUGAAGCCAUUAUCGGGAGCAGUGUCUUCCAUAAUGUGAAACAAGAAGAAGGUAGUUUUUGCCUACCAGUGUGUGUCCGUAUCGGAGGCAGUGCCCUCCAUAUUUCACUGUAGGAGUGGUUGUUUUUAUUAUCGGGAACAGUGUUUCCCAUAAUGUGUAAAUAUACAGUACAUUGCUGCACCAUGCACAUGUUGUCUGCAUCUUUUGGACCCUUCUGUGACGUUUCCAUGCUGAUAUAUCCUCUGCAGUUUCCUCUGCAGGCCUGCAGACGUCUGAACGACAAGGAUGAGCUUUAACAUCUGCUCUGAGAAGUGAGGCUAAGAGGCUGCAGGUCUGGGUUUCUUUUGAGCUGUUUGUGUCGUGCUAAUCAAACGCUGAUAAUGUGUUGUCUUUUUUGGGGGCUUCAUAUGGAACUGAUGUUGGCAGUCUUUUGCUUUUUAAAGAAGGAAAAAAAAAAAAAAGUCACUAACAUGUUUGGGACCACUGGUUACAACAGCGUAGUCCAGGAUUUCCAGUGAAGACCACCACUCUGCAAAAAUGUUUUAAUGAAAGUACAUUCUGCUUUCUAUUUCGAUGUGUUCAUUCAUUCUUAAAGAGAUUUCCUUGUGCCUUUUUUGUUUCAUGAGUGCUUCAUAGAGCUGAGUUUGUAUGUACAGUACAGUGCUGAAAGAGGUUUCACUUGAUGUCUAUUUGGCUUGUUUUUAGUUUUGAUGUUUCUGAUCUGUUAGAAUCUAAAGUUACUGGUUCAAAAGCCUGUAAUGCUACAAUACCCUGUAGAAGAAGUUACCACAAGAUUAAAAUUGUUUAAAAAAAACAAACAAAGGAUUUAAAAAAUGACAAUGCGAAUGUUACAGUCGACCUCUUUUAGCUAAUCUGGUCACUUGUUUUCAAUAUUUUUGUUACGAAAAACCUCCUGGUGUUACGCCUCAGUGGCAAAACAUGAAUUUCAGAUUGGUAAGUGGUCAGGCUACCUUGCCCGAGCGAUUGACCUGAUCUGUUGUUAUACUGAGGCAGGAAAUGGAAGUUGGUUUUCUGAUAUUGGCAUCUUGCAGAGAACUUGCAAAAAGUCUGUCUUUACUGAUUGGAUGCAGACGAAGGAAAUGAUCUGCAAAAUUGGUCGUUUCAAAAUUCUGACGAUGUGGACAAGGAAUGUCCUUUGAAAUUGUUUUUUUAAAAAAAUGUAUUUUUUUUCUCAAGCUGUACACAUGUUUGCUUAGCUUUACAUUUUUGUUGCUGCAAUAAACAAUCACAUCACA